AUUCAGUCUGCUCAACAGCUUCAGGCUCUGCAGGGGCAGUAUCCGGGCAUCAACCAUCACCACAGUCCUCAUCCUCACUACACAGAGGAACCAAGAGAGGAGAGGGUCAUGGCACAUAUGGCUGUCAAUCAUCACCCUCACUACACAGAGGAACCAAGAGAGGAGAGGGUCAUGGCACAUAUGGCUGUCAAUCAUCACCCUCACUACACAGAGGGACCAAGAGAGGAGAGGGUCAUGGCACAUAUGGCUGUCAAUCAUGAGCUCACGGCUCAGCAAGAACCUGCCAACUUAGCGAAAGGUACCCUGCUUCUUCAUUCCCACAGAGAGCUGUAUUCAAUAACAAUAAGGACAGGAUCCUCAAUGUAUUGCUGGCCCGAUGGAUUUAAAGUUGAUUCAUUUGUGGGAGAAGUGUUCUUGAUGCAUUUCCCAAUGGAUUAACAUUGGUGUGAAGGUUAACAGCAAGGUGAUUGGAAGAUCUCUCUCCCUCUUUCAGCUCCAGCGAAAAAGCGAGGGAGAACGGCACAACCGAAGGAACCCAAGGCACCCAAAGAACCCAAGGCCAAACCGGGCCCCAAGCCCAAGAAAGGCAAGGUGGGUCAAGAGGCAGACGGCACGCAGGAGAAGAUGGACGAGACCGUCCAGAAGGUCAGGAAGAAACGGGACCGCUUCAAGGGCAUGACGGAGGAUGAGGUCAUGAGCAGAACUCUGACUGACAUCCUUGACUACAAGCUGGACUAUGUUAUUGUGAGUUCUACCUGUUUGUCGCUUUUAUGCCAGACGUUAUUAUUAAUGAUGUAAGACAGACAAUAGAGCUACCUCGAUUUGUCCAAUAAGAAAUGUUCAUUUGUUUCGAGCUGGAAAACGAUUUUCUGUUUGCGUGGCCUAACGCAGUGUUUCCCAACCCUGGUCCUCGAGUACCCCCAACAGUACACAUUUUUAUUGUAACCCUGGACAAGCACACCUGAUUCAACUAAUCAUCAGUGAGGUGUGUUUGUCAAGGGCUACAAUGAAACUGUGUACUGUUGGGGGUACUGGAGGAGCAGGGUUGGGAAACACUGCCCUAAUGAACACAACACAGUAUUAUGAUGUGAAUCUCUCUCUCUCUGUUCUAGAUUGGAAUCAACCCAGGUCUUGUAGCAGCCUAUGUUGGACGAUGGUUCCCUGGCCCUGGAAACCAUUUCUGUAAGUUGCUUUAGUAGAUAUUUAGUCUUGCGUUCGUAUGUGAACAGCCGUCAGGAACUCUUACUUUGAAAACAUCUUCCUAUUUUUUUUGUCAGCGCUUUCAUUACCUCGACACCGUUUAUGAAUCAACCGAAAUGGCAAAACUUUAAAUUCAAGGCAUCUUAACUGCAGAGCAUUACAAUUUUCACCUACAUUUCAGAAUAAUAAUGGUACGACGAAUGAAUUAAUACUUAACCUCUUCAGGGAAGUGCCUGUUCUUGUCUGGAUUCACUGAUGAGCAACUCAACCACAUGAGCGACACCAGUCUGCCUGCAAAAUAUAAGAUCGGUUUCACCAACAUGGUGGCAAGGACAACGCCUGGAAGCAAAGACCUCUCAACGUAAGCUUAGGAAGAAAGAAAAUAAUGCAAUCCUUAAAGUCAGUCAGCAAUGUGUUGAAAAAUGAGGAGUGAGACAAUGCAAAGUAAAUCUCAAACAGUGGCCACACAGCAAGCUGGAUUCACAUAUCGCUGGAAUACAAUGUUUGACUCGCAUCUUGUGUUUCUUCACAGCAAAGAGCUACGUGAGGGCGCCUUAAUUCUUGUAGAAAAGCUGAAGACCUACAAGCCUCUCAUAGCUGUUUUCAAUGGAAAAUGUAAGUAGCCUCAGAACCCUGUUAGAGAGGAGACAAUGCCAGUUACAAGAACUUUCCAUUGGAAUUCCAUAUUAACCGUUGAAAUGAUGUUUAUUUUCAGGUAUCUAUGAAAUGUUCUGCAGAGAGAUGUUUGGAAAAAAGCCCAAGAAACUUGACUUUGGUCUGCAGCCACACAAGAUACCGGACUGUGAAGUGGUAAGGGCUCUGCUUCCUGUUAGUCUGAUGCAGUGCUCUGUUACCUGGUAGUCUGAUGCGGUGCUCUGUUACCUGGUAGAUUGAUGUGGUGCUCUGUUACCUGGUAGAUUGAUGCGGUGCUCUGUUACCUGGUAGAUUGAUGUGGUGCUCUGCUUCCUGUUAGUCUGAUGCAGUGCUCUGUUACCUGGUAGUCUGAUGUGGUGCUCUGUUACCUGGUAGUCUGAUGUGGUGCUCUGUUACCUGGUAGAUUGAUGUGGUGCUCUGUUACCUGGUAGAUUGAUGUGGUGCUCUGUUACCUGGUAGAUUGAUGCAGUGCUCUGUUACCUGGUAGUCUGAUGCGAUGCUCUGUUACCUGGUAGUCUGAUGCGAUGCUCUGUUACCUGGUAGUCUGAUGCGAUGCUCUGUUACCUGGUAGAUUGAUGCGGUGCUCUGUUACCUGGUAGAUUUAUGUGGUGCUCUGUUACCUGGUAGUCUGAUGCAGUGCUCUGUUACCUGGUAGUCUGAUGCGGUGCUCCAGAUACUAUAUUGUAGGAUGAAUGGAUGACAAAGAAAUGAAGUGUUGAAAGAGAAUGUACUUCCUGGAUAAAUAUUUUUCCACAACUGGUCAAAAAGUCACCCUUUGACUAAACAUUCAAAUCUAACAAAAAUCUCCUAAAUAUAGUCAAUAUUAACCAGUAGCGUAGCCAGAAACUCAUUGGGGGAGUGGCGCUAACUUCUUGCAAUUCUACAAAUUUUUCCAUGGGUCAGAGAGGAACAUGUGCAGUUUUAUAGCUCAUCAUGCUAUUCUACACAUCUUGCCAUGAUGCUGAGAGACAAUUUAGCAUUUUUAAAGCUAAAAUAAAGGUGUGUUGACUGUGAUAAAGGCACUGGAUUAUAAGAUGUCUUGUUUGCUAAAUGAACAAAUGAAAUAGGCUUUGGCAAGGUGCAUAUAGCCAUAGAAGCACAGUGACAUACAGUAUGCCUCAAUGAUGUCAUGUUCGUGGCUUAUUGGGGGUGUGGCUUUCAGUUAGUUAUUUUUGGCCACCCAUCCCAUGAAAGUGAAUGAAUGUCAUUCCAGUGCACUGCUUGCUAUGAAUUCUAUCUGAUGGUGCAUGUUUAGGUAAAAAGACACUGACACGUAGAGCAUAAUAUCGUUAUAUUUUUCUGCUCAAUCUGAUUGGGUGGGCCUGGCGAUAUUAACCCCUUAGAGUUGAUUGAUGCACAGGUGCGUCAUAGCAACAUAAUAAAACAAUCCCCAUCUAAAUCAGUCAGUUUAAACUAGAUAUCUGUUUUUUUUGCUUUGGAUGCGUCUCAAUCCACCACAUCCGCCGAUGUCUCACUUCUGCGGUGAAAGGUGGCAGAGCUAGAGCGGUGUUUGUCAGACCGUGAGACAUCCCAUAAAUCUGUUCUCACGAACGUCAAUUUUCUCAUGAGCGUCCGAACGGUUUGACCUACAAUCAAUUAAAGGCGAGACUCUCACGAACACGAUGGUGUUCUCCGUUUUGCUCUAUGACCCCCACAAGUGUCAUGGGACUUGUCUGAAGGUAACCGGUAGUUUUGUGCCUACCCAACAAAAAAGGUUAAAUAUGUGUAAAAACAAAAAUAUUUCCUUAGCUUUCUUAUAUAGAUAUAGGACAAACACUUCAAAACCUUGUUUCUUAUUAUUUAUUUUUUGACUGUCUUUUUUACCAUUAAUGAAUGUAUUAUUCAAUGCCUUUCUCUAAACUAUAGUAGUAAAGGCCAAAUUCAAUCAAUAUAUAUAUAUACCUACCUACCUAAAGGGGUACUAAAAUUCAAAAUCAAAUAGCUAAAUGAUCCAUAGUAUGACUAUUUUAAAAACAAUUCCUUAGAAAUGACACAGUAUAACCCUGCCCUCUCCCCUACAGGCGUUGUAUCUGAUGCCGUCGUCCAGUGCCCGCUGUGCCCAGUUUCCCCGUGCCCAGGACAAAGUGCACUUCUACAUCAAGCUGAGGGAGUUGAGGGACCAGCUCAGGGGCGUGGCCAGAAAGGACGACAUUCAGGAGUUAGAGUAUACCUUUGACCUGGGACUGGCCAAAGGUAAGAGAACGUGCUGCAGAGUGCUAGAACGAGUAUUCCAAAUCAUUUACAUAAAGUACAUCAUUAACAUAACAUGUACAUUAUUAUGAAACGGUACAAUGACAUUACAUUUGGAAAUGAAAUUAAAAGCCAUCACAGUUCUGCCCUGUCUCAUGACCUUGUUGUUCAUCUGAAUGAGCUGUAUGAGAACAGUCUUGUUCACCAGAUACAUGGUAACCGUUUACAUGGUAACAGUGUACAUGGUAACAGUUUGUUUGUUCCAGAGAAAUAUAUUUAAUUCUGUGUUUUCUCCACCCUACAGAGGACGCCAAGAGGAUGGCGAUCAAAGAGGAGGCGUACGACCCGGGCUACGAGGCGGCCUUCGGCGGAGCGUAUGGCGAGGGUGGGCCAGGGCCUGAGGAGUGCCAGAGCAACGGCAACGGGCACUGUAACUUCUCGUCGGCUGAAAACACAGGUCAGCACAGAGAUGGCUGGAUGCACCAUAGAACUAGGAUAAGCAGUAACUAGUUCAACGGUAUGGACUCCCCACAGCAGAGUUCUCCCCAGGAUCUUUUAACAAGGUCACCAUUCUUGAUACACACCCAUGCUGAGUACGAGGACCAGAGGGGGGCAGUGACCCUCUUUUAACUCAGCAAAACAAAUGGCCUGAUAUGAAAGUAUAAAGUAAUGCUUCUGUUCCAUUCUUUGGGGAGAACCCUGCCACAGGACACUAGUCUUAAAAGCGGUAGUUAACCCAAAUUACAAAAGUAUUUAAACAUCCUCACCUUGAAAUGAGUCUAGAUGCCAUGAGGUAGGUGCCCUGAAUGUCUCCUCCCUAGACACUGUUGUAGAUACUUACACCUAUCUGUGUUGGAGAGGUGUACGUAAUAUGGCUGAUAUUCUAUACAGCCUAUCAGAAGGCAAGUGUGAAGUGCCAUAUUGUGCAUUCUUAUCCAAUAUGUACAGGAGUGGCUAGGGCAGGGUUCUUCAAUUCCGGUCCUGGAGGGCCGAAACACUUCUGUUUUUUAUUUCUACCUGGUAGUUAUUUGCACUCACCUGGUGUCCCAGGUCUGAAUUAGCCCCUGAUUAGAAGGAGAGGAUGAAAAACAGAGGUGUAUCGGCCCUCCAGGACCGGAAUUGAAGAACCCUGGGCUAGGGGUUGAUGUGGAAUGCAGGGAUAGUAUUACUAUACACGAUCACAUUGCAGAUGGCCAAAAUAAACGAGACUGAAUAGUGUUUCGAAACCAACUAGCGUAUAGAAUAUUUUGACUCUCGCUAUGUCUAGGGUUCCGAGCUAACUAACUGGGCCACAACCUUAUAUUAAUGAGUAAUUAAUAUACCGUCAGUAUGUCUAAAUACCCUGGUAUACAGUAUAUCGCCCAAGCCUAUUAGAGUAUGAGGAUUGCUGUUGACUAAUGUACCUAGGAGACCCAGACUACAGAUGAAAAUGAGCUAUCCAGCUAACUCUGGUGCAAUUACAUGUUGUACAUGGUCCCUGACAAAUAAACAAUAAAUACCAGGGUCCAGGGAGAACCGUAGUCAGCCAGCCCAAGCAGGUCAUAGAAGCUCAAUUGUGACAACAAAUGAUGUAUACAAAACAAGUAGAAGGCCAAAAUGAAAGAUUCAAACAAAGUCGUCCUGAGUCCACCUCUCACUCUGCAAUCACCUGCUAAUCACCCGCACCUGUGAACAAUCACUAACUUAUCAUGCCUUGCUGGCACUAUCAGCACCUAGCCCGGUUGCUGCUGCCCCCUAAGCAUGAUAUGUAGUGGAAGGGUUUAGCUAUGGCCUAAAACACCUACCUAUUCCUAACAAUGGCCUCUAAGGUAGCAUGGUCCAAUCCCCUCACCUCAGUGUUUAUUUUAUUUUCAUUUCAGACGCUGCCGACAAGGCAGACACUUCCCAACCUCCUGCCGCCGCCGCCACCACCACAGAGGGACAACUCCCGGACGGACAGUGGAUGAUGCAGUCCUUUGCUGAUCAGAUUCCAGACAUUGGUGGCUCUAAAGAGCCUCAGGCAUGGGUGGGCAAUGUAUGAGGAAGGGGAUAGGGUUCGUUGGGAGCCCUAUCUGGACGUGCACAGACCUCAACCCACACAUCCUUAACAAGAGGCUGCACCUCAGUUUGAAGACUCAAAUUGUAGCCUUUUCAUUUUUUUUGUAUUAGCCAUUUAGAGAUAUACAUGUUUAACUACUUGAUAGAUGGAAUUGUCUAAAUUGAUAAUUUUGAGGAUUUGUGGAAUAUUAGCUUUUUUAAAUCCUGUUUUGUCAUACCAUGUGUGAUUGCCCUCAAGGCGGUCUUUUAAAUAUGUGAAAUCAGGGACUUGACAAUGAUGCUUGAUGCCUUUGGUUCUUUUGUUGUCAUACUGUACUUGGCCACAGGCUGGUGUAGUAGGUGUAUGCAAAGCAGGAUACUGUUCUGACAGUACAAAUUGCCCUAAAUCAGACUUUUACACACUGGUUGAACAGUCAGUCCCAAAUUAACCUGUGGCAAAACACAUAUAUACAGUAUGCUACUGGAAGUCAUGCAUUGUGAAAUUUAGGAUUAGCUAGUAUUCUAGUUUGAUAAAUGCUGUGCCUUUUUUGAGGAGAACAGGUACUGAGUGAUAUGUGAACAAACUAAACAUGGUCAAAAAGUGAUUCCACGGAGGGAUGUUUUGGAAAUGUCUUCACAAGCCUUUUAUAGUGGAUUUACAAUACUGAAGAUAAGUGCUGUUCUCUUGUUGCUUUAUGAGGUAUGUUAUGUUUAGUAUGUUUCUGAACAUUUUCUUCAUUAAAGCUAAAAUCCUUAGUUGCUACAUACAUUUUUGGACU
Coregonus sp. 'balchen' is the source of this 6839-nucleotide messenger RNA. NCBI's taxonomy places the organism in Eukaryota, Metazoa, Chordata, Actinopteri, Salmoniformes, Salmonidae. The record is from the annotation of a GenBank genome assembly.